AAGCCAACAAAAAGCGAAGCUCAAGGUUGAAUUCAUCUGCAACUAUUGUAGCGGUGCAGCACACCCUUGAGUAUAAUUCGCAGGGUAGACGGGGACAGAAGCGCACAGGACCGCUGGUGCUGGAGGCGCCGUCCGGCAAGGGGGUCCACCCAGUGCAGGAGCCACAGGUGCAUGCGCACGUCGUUCAGCGCUGCUGAGCAAUCUUCUGAAGACGGCCAGAUCGACUUGCUGUUGGCUCACAAAAAAGCCAGCUAACUUCUUAGAAAUCAAUGGAAGCACCUUGAGCAACGCCAGUAUAUUAGCUGCAGGCCCUGGAUCGUCGGUGACCCCGUCCUGCUCUGCCGCCCUCCCUGCACUGAAGAUGAACACCAAGCCUGAGACUGUGAACUAGCAGCCGAACACGGCGCUGCCAGCUGUGUGUACUUCACAAAGUCAUUGGCACAUGGAGAAGGAUUGGGAAGAAGAGCAGGAGCCUGCCGCCGACACAGGCAGGUGCAAUGGAGACAUCAGCGAAAGUCCUUCAGCCAGCGAUGUCGACAGCGGGUCUGCAGUAUAUGCACUUGUUGCUGAGUCUGAGAGGCUCUGGAGGCUAGCUCGUAGGCCCCCGACAAGAAGCCACUUCCAAGGAUUCCGCAACCAGUCAGAAGAGACUCAGACCGGCAGAGUUGAGGGAAAGCUUGGAUCAGAGGCUGGGCUCCAGGAGCAGCUUUCGGCAGACGGCCUGAGGACUCUUGAUUCUGGGGAGGAUGUUGCGGCGAAUGAGAAGGAGGGCCCAGGCGUUAAGAGACGGGAGUCGGUGGAGCGGAUGAAGCAAGACGGCGGAUGCCACAUACAAGUUCCUGAGACCUUCAUCGAGGACCCACAGCUGUUUGACCGAGUGAUCUCAAAGUUGAGCACGCUCAGUUUCAGGAACGGUUGCGACCAGCUGCCGUUACGGACUCCAUUGGAAGAGCGGAUGGCUCUGUCAGACGCCAAGGACGCGUGGAACGGGGUGUUGCAGAAUGUUGGGCACAUGGUCGCUCUGGGCUGCCCCUCCGCCUUCAAGGCCCUCUUCCAAGAGUUAACGGACACUUGGCCGGCGCUCGGCGUCUCCACGAGCUGGACGGCCGUAAUGCCGGAGGCAGCCAUCGACAUGUACCAACAAGGGGACUUCAUGUUCGAGUACGAAUACAGUAAGGACGGGGUCGAGUUCGUUGCUGACACAGUCUACGAUGUGGUCAAGCGGUGCUGUGAGUUGUGUGAACUCAUGCCGUGUCACGAGGGCCUGCGGCUCAUCAAACUUGGACAGCUCAGGCAAGACGACUAUCUUCUCCGCCAAUUCGGCCCCGAGUUGGCAGUUCUGAUUACGGACAUUCAGCCCCGGAUCACCAGAGACAUGUGCGGAGCGCACAACUUCGACAGCAGCGAGGCGUUACGAGACAACAUCGCGAAGCUGCGCCAGUGCAUCGCCCAGGGCCGCCUUCAUGAGCUGGUGCAGGAGCUGAGAGGAGAACGGUUAGCGGACGACAGCUUUGAGUUACGACACUGGGAUUGACAGACCGACAAAGCCACGGAUAUUGGUGCGAUACCGACAGGAAAGGUAGUAAUUCUGACCGCAUGUGAGAUCCGCAAUUGGACGAUUUAGGGGGAUUAGGAUGAGCAAACAUGAUCACGAACAUAGAGUUGCAAGCGGUUUCCUUUGAGUUUUGGUGUAGUGACCAUCUAAGCAAACGUGAUAGGAAAGAAGGACGCCGCUCAUAGCCUUCGAGGAACCGGGAAGAGCAGAGACCGGGAGAGAUCAAAGAGAUGGCUCAGAUUCAUUGACUUUCGUGAUUGUAUGUUCAACGCAAGGCCGUCAUGGAAGUGGAUCAAUAGCCGUGUUAAAUGCCAAGAAGCAUCUGACAAUCAACAAUCAUUGGAGCUGACGAGCUAGGGAGAUAGGAUCUAUUUCUGGAGCUAGCAUUAUGACUUUCUGAUCGAUCUUUUCGGAAUUUCUGAACGCUUCUUAAGAUGUAUAGCUCAAUAUGAAGUGAUUGCCGCC
This is a messenger RNA of Klebsormidium nitens, 2020 nucleotides long. NCBI's taxonomy places the organism in Eukaryota, Viridiplantae, Streptophyta, Klebsormidiophyceae, Klebsormidiales, Klebsormidiaceae. The record is from the annotation of a GenBank genome assembly.